GUUUGUUUUGUUAUUUUCUACUUGUGACGUGUGUUUAUAUACAAAUUUUCAACAUAAAAAAUUCGAAAUUUAUGAUGAAAUUAUAAUACUUGAAAAAAGAAUAGUGUUUAUAAUAAAUAAAAUAAAAAUCUUAUAUUAUGGAACAAUUGCACACCGCACUGACAGCAAUAAAAGUAUUGCGAUCAAGUGUCGGACAAGUUUUUGAUUGCCUUGGUAAUGGACUGAGAGCUGAUCAUGGAGAAGAGAAUAAAGAGGCUAAAUAUGUACAAGAGCUCCAGGAGCUUUUGACUGCGGUCAACGUUAAUUUGCGAGAUGUUGAACAAGCAGUAAGUACUCUAAAUCCACCACCAGGACCAUUUAAUUUAGCAAGUACCACAUUCUUGAGUCAAGAAACGACACAAGGUAGACAAGCAUUGUAUGGAACUCUGGUUAACAGUUACAAAUGGACAGAUAGGAUUCAUGAGUACAGUCAUAUCGCGCAAUCACUGUUGGGUACUAAUUCCCUCAAAAGAUCUUACAUAAGUACCAGCAGGGCCAAGAGAGGACGAAUGCAAAUUAGUUCUCACAAUGUGCCGCCUCAACAAGUUGACGCGCUAAUAGCAGCUUUAGAUCGCGUGCACAGUGAGAUGACUGUAACUGUAACUCGGCCUUACGCGUCAAAUGCUAUUUUACAUGUCACCCUGGGCCAGGUCCUGAAAGGCGCAAUAGCAUUUAAAGGUCUGAUGAUCGAGUGGGUGAUCGUAAAAGGAUACGGCGAGCCAAUGGAUCUCUGGACGGAAUCCAGGUACAAAGUUUUCAAAAAACUUACUGAAAAUGCACAUGCUGCUAUGCUGCAUUUUCACUCGCCAGCACUUCCUGAGCUUUCUGUUAGAUCUUUUAUGACCUGGUUCGGAAGUUUAAAUAAUUUAUUCAGCGAUCCUUGCAAAAGGUGCGGAUUACACUUACAUAAUGCGUUACCACCCACGUGGAGAGAUUUUAGGACUCUUGAGCCGUAUCAUCAAGAAUGUAAACCUUGAAAUUUUAUAAUUAAUUCUAUAAGUAAUUAAUUAUUGUAUAAAUUGAUAAGAUAAUUUGUAUGAAGGUAAUAAAUGAAAUUUUUUAAUAAUUAAA
This is a messenger RNA of Cotesia glomerata, 1110 nucleotides long. RefSeq names its product mediator of RNA polymerase II transcription subunit 27 (gene MED27). Gene Ontology annotation, biological process: regulation of transcription by RNA polymerase II. The transcript has 4 exons. The coding region runs from base 138 to 1016 and encodes 292 amino acids. Lineage: Eukaryota; Metazoa; Arthropoda; Insecta; Hymenoptera; Braconidae. Gene Ontology annotation, molecular function: transcription coactivator activity. Gene Ontology annotation, cellular component: mediator complex. The record is from RefSeq and is a predicted model, not a curated record.